AGAUAUGGCUAAGAAUUCAAGCAGCAACAAUGUUGAUGAAGGCAAGAGAUUCCUUUUUGACCUCAACGUAGCACCUGCUGAUGAAGGUUUUGACCUGAACGUGGAACCUGCUCAUCAAGAGAAUCACAAUGCUCCAAAUCCUGUUAACGAAGCUAAUCCUGUUGAACAAGGAAAUCCUGUUGGUGAAGAGAAUGGUGGUUCUCUGAAUAACUCGAAUUCUCCCAGUGAUCCGGAUUCGUGUUCGAUAUGUCAGGAGGCUCUGGUCAACAAUAAUGGUGGUAAUCAGCGAACACUUGUUACGCUUAAGUGUGCUCACAGAUUUCACUUGGAUUGUCUUGGCUCAGCCUAUAAUGCAAAGGGCUUAAUGAAAUGCCCAAACUGUAGGAAUGUCGAACCAGGUCAAUGGCGGUUUGGAAACGCCGAAUUCCUUCCAGAGAUUAUGGAUGCUGCAGAAGCAGAAGAAGAAGAAGAAGAAGAAGCUGACAAUGAUUCUGGAUUCUUCUCUGAUCUGAUCGUGAGAUCAGAGUUGUGCCCUUUUGGAAACUCAGGUCAUCGCUAUCCCUAUGAACAUCCUCUCUCUCUCUCUCUCUCUCAAACAUGUAGGGGUCUACAAUGUAUUUAUGUAGAGUGUUCUUUCUUCAUUGCUGAACACUUUUGUGUUCCUCGUCCUCAAAACUUUGAGGCUUCAGAUCCAAGUGAGCAAGGGAACAUCGACACUGAAGAAGUCCCUAAUCGCAAUGUUUCACCUGUGAUUCCACCAAGAUUCUCUAAUCGCGACUCUGGCUCAUAUCCGUUGUUUCCGCAUAUUCCUGUACCAUCUGAUAGAAGGAUCUUUUGGAGGGUCUCACGUCCUGGGGUGAUGAUAGCGAGGCAUUAUAUUUGCCAUCCAUAUCUCAAUCACAGUGCCACUGGAAGAACCGACAUCUCAAUGGUUAAUACACCAAUGGUUCGGGAUUAUCCAAGCAGCAGCACAACACCGAUCUCACGUGGUCAUGACAUAACAACCAUGACUAGAGGAAUCUCAGAUUCUUGGUUACCUUCACAUGGUUCGAACCAAGUCAAUAGCAUUGGCUCCUCUAACGUAUGGGUGACUGAUAAGCCUUUCUUGGACCCGGUGCAACACAUGAUGAUGGAAAGCGAGUUCUACACCAUGGUUUAUGGUGACAGUUCUGCCGGCAUAGAAGACACCAGUGGCAACGGAAACGACAUGGAGGUGGAAGCGGCAGCCAUGGAGGCGGAGGAACCAAUGGAAACGGAGGAAUCGGCAACUUUGGUGGAUAUGGCAACGGGAAACGGCAAUGGGAUAAGUGGCUAAAGCUGAACUGUGGUGGCAGCUUAUGUGGCUGUAAUAAGCUGUACUAAGCAUCUUUAUCUUGUUCUA
Molecule: messenger RNA, 1381 nt
Organism: Camelina sativa (false flax)
Lineage: Eukaryota; Viridiplantae; Streptophyta; Magnoliopsida; Brassicales; Brassicaceae
Source: RefSeq, a predicted model, not a curated record